Paramormyrops kingsleyae is the source of this 1666-nucleotide messenger RNA. It is a transcript of the gene uck2b, whose product is annotated as uridine-cytidine kinase 2b. Lineage: Eukaryota; Metazoa; Chordata; Actinopteri; Osteoglossiformes; Mormyridae. The record is from RefSeq and is a predicted model, not a curated record. Gene Ontology annotation, molecular function: kinase activity; ATP binding.
CCGGCAGCCGGAGCGCAGACGUACAAGUCCAGAGGAAGCAAGACAGUCAGGAGAAGAGGAGGAGGAAGGGAGGAGGAGGAGGGCUGGUCGAGCACAACUGCCUGCCUUCAGCUCACUCAGCGAGCUGCAAGCAUGGCCGGCGACAGCGAGACGCGCCUGGAGGAGCAGGGCAAAAACAGGAACGGGAUCCGGCAGCCUUUCCUCAUCGGCGUGGCCGGCGGCACUGCCAGCGGCAAGUCUUCUGUCUGUGGGAAGAUCAUGGAGCUGCUGGGACAGAAUGAGAUUGACCAUCACAAUCGCCAGGUGGUCAUCCUCAGCCAGGACAGCUUCUACCGGGUGCUGACUCCAGAGCAGAAGUCCAAGGCGCUAAAGGGCCAAUUCAACUUUGACCAUCCAGAUGCUUUUGACAAUGAGCUAAUCAUCAAGACCCUGUGGGACAUAAUGGAGGGGAAGACCGUCCAGAUUCCAGUGUAUGACUUUGUCACUCAUUCCAGGAAGGAGGAGAGUGUGACGGUUUACCCGGCCGAUGUGGUACUCUUUGAGGGCAUCCUAAUGUUCUACUCACAGGAGAUCAGAGACGUGUUUCAGAUGAAGUUGUUUGUGGACACGGAUGCAGACACACGGCUGUCCCGCAGAGUGCUGAGGGACAUCAGCGAGCGUGGCCGUGACCUGGAGCAGGUCCUCGCACAGUACAUCACGUUCGUCAAGCCGGCCUUCGAGGAGUUCUGCCUGCCUACGAAGAAGUAUGCCGAUGUUAUCAUUCCUCGAGGAGCCGAUAACCUUGUCGCUAUAAACCUGAUUGUGCAGCACAUCCAGGACAUCCUCAACGGCGGGCUGACGAAGCGGCAGAAUGGCUGCAUGAACGGCUUCAGCACGCCCCGCAAGCGGCAGGCCUCCGAGUCCAGCAGCAGGCCUCACUGACCCCAGCUGGCCUCUCCGCAGCGACCCAGCGAGAGAGAGAGAGAGAGAGAGAGACGGGGGUGGGGGCCGCUUAGCUGUACAUACUGCCAGUCAGCCACACUGUAUUUAAAGUGAGAAGAUGCAAAAACUAAAAGAGCCUUUAACUUUUCCCAUUUUUAAAAUUUAAGUUGAAUUACAUAUUUGGGGGGGUGUAGUAUUGCAGGUUAGUCACUCCUUUAUUUAAAUUUUUUUUUCCCCCUUUUUUUUAAUAGCCCCAACCCUGUCUUUACACUCCCUGAAGUGAAUAAAAUAAAGGAGGAAGAAAGCUAGUCAAUUCAGGGCGGAGCUUGGGCCACUCCAAGUGGCUGGUUCAUGUUUUUCGUUUUUACUUCCUCUCCUCACUCCUCUUUUUUUUCAUCUUUUGUUUUUUCUUUGUUAGGUUUGCUGUUGGAGAAAAAAAAAACUCAGAUCCUUAUUGUUAGAGGCUGGGGUGAGCGGACAAUGUUAAUGACAUGAAGCUUUAGCCAGAACUCAGGACACCAGAGAAUAUUUAAAAACGUCUUAUGCACAAAUACUAAUGCAAUCCACAUCCCUCUCCCUCUGUGCCAUUUUCACUAGCAUUGAUGUGUCUGACUGGGCCUUGGUGAACAUUCCCCCGCACUUCACCCAAAAUGCUGUGUUUCUGCUUCUAUAUGGAUAUGGGAAGGGAGGGGCGGGAAUUGAAAAUGAUUGGUUGUGGCUGGGGGGCGGCAAGUCUGCUGGCGCC